AUGAUAUUAAGAAACAUACUACCAAAGACUUUUCUACAGUUUCUAUUUAUCUUCUCCGUUACAAUACUGCUAAUACCUUCACCACUAUUAUUUGGCGACGCUUCAGCUACAAUAAUAGACAAACUCUCGGAAGACCCACAGUUCAGAAAUCUUCUUCGUGCACUACAACACACCCGCCUCAUACGCGAAGUCAACCGUUAUGAAGUGGCCACGUUGUUCGCGCCCACUAACAAAGCAAUUGGUGAGGCUUGGUGGGCAGUUACACGCGAAAAAUUACUUUAUCAUUUUUUAGGGGUUGAUAUGAAACUUGAAGAGUUGAAACCUGGACGAUUGUUAACCACAAGGUUGAAGUUGGAUGGGAGACUUGGGGAUGGAGGUGACAAUGAGCCGGGUCAAAGGGUGAAGGUUGAAAGAGAAAAGGAUGUCUAUGUUGGGAAUGGGAAAAUCAUCGGUGAACCGUUGCUAGCAGACAAUGGCAUAAUUCACACUAUAGAUGAUGUUUUAGAAAUACCUUUAGAUCUUAAUGCUACACUUCAUCAACUGGAUAUCCGGCUAUUCACACAAUAUUUCGUAAAAAAAAAAUUAUCACAUUUCUUAGCCACAAAAUCACAUUUAACUCUCUUUAUUCCGAUCGACGAAGCAUUCAGCCUCCGUUUUAAAAAAUAUGAACGAAAAUAUUUGAAUGGCACUUGUGGUGGGGGACUGGAUGAUCUCGAACUUGUGUUGGGACAUCAUGUUCACGAUGGAUUGAUCUACACGGAAGAUAUGGAGGGUUCACAAGAGAAAUCUACUAUUCAAGGUGAGCCGAUACCCAUAGUACGUGAAAAUAAAACAGUAAUUAAGGUUGGAGAUGGGCAUAUUAUUGACAAUAAUAAGGAUAUUUUGGCGAACAACGGUGUUAUCCACAUUGUAAGUCGGGUCUCAGCGCCACAAGCACUCCACUUUAACGAACUAAAGUAUUUGUGUGGUCUCGACGCAACAAAUUUCGUAGAAUGGAUUCGAAGAGCCGGAUUAGAGCAUUACAUUCAAGACUCUGAGACACCAUACACGAUUUUAGCUCCGCAUGAUGACAAUUACAAUGCUCACGAUAAAAUUCUCGAUAUCAUUAACGAUAAUAUUAAGAGCACCGCUAGUGACAAUGAAAAAUUCUUGAAGUAUCAUUUUGUAGAAGGAAAAAAAACUAUAUCCGAAUUGACAGAUGGACUAUUACUUCCUAGUGAGGUGACAACUGACGAUCUAAAGGGACAUCACCAGCGUAUUAAAGUUAGUGUUAAGCCGAAAUCGAGAAGAAAUGAUGAUUAUGUUGGAAAUAGUUUGACGAUGCCCGAAGUUCGAUUUAAUGAUCUUUCGAUAAUUGGUGAACCCGUGGAAAUUGGCAAUUCAAUAAUUUAUGUUCUCGAGGAUGCACUCACACAACCUCACGACAUAAUUCAGACUCUGUCUCUGAAGACGGGCAAAAAAUUUCAUGAGUUCAUAAACGCGUUUUAUGUUAGUGACCCAAACGACACCAUUCGUAACUUACCCGGAACAACAGUAUUUGCGCCGAUCGAUGAAGCAUUCACCAAAUUAGGUCUCGUCUACAACUAUCUUUUACAUCCGAUCGGUAAACAAGAUUUGACUUCCGUAUUGCAAUAUCAUGUCCUUGACCAAGUUCUCUACUCGGAAGAUAUCCCUCAAGGGAAAUUCAUGUUUGAUACAAUCGAAGGUGAACCGCUUAUUAUUCAGCGUGAAAAAGAUGUGAUUAAGGUCGAAGGAACGAAUUAUACGGCUGUUGUCACGGAAAAAGAUGUUUUGACACGAACGGGUGUAAUGCAUAUUGUCGAUUCGAUUCGAAUACCACCCAGUGUAAAUAUUACACCAUAUAAGAUUUUAAAAGGAAUGGAAGCAGAAAAGAUGAUAGAAUUGUUUAAAAUCGCAAACUUGACCUCGAUUCUCAAUGAUACGACGGAACCAUUCAUUAUACUGAUACCACCUGAAAAACAAUUUGCGAAUCUCACGAUAGCGGCAAAAGACCCCGAAAAAUUAUCACGGAUUCUUUCUUCACAUAUCAUCCCGGGCUCGAUUGACAUUGAUCGAAAAGAGAAGAAAAUGUUUACCACGUUAUUAACCAGCAGCACAAAAAUACAAAUAAAUUACGACAUCUUGACCGGUAAACCUUAUGUUGAGCUGCAAGGUUCCCUUAGCUUCUUCGAAGAACGCGCAAAAAUUACUGCUGUCGGCAAGACAUCGAAUGGUGGCGGUGUAUAUCAGAUCGAUAAGAUAUUAACCAGAAAUUCGACACAGCAUUUUACUCGGGCUGGGUUAGGCGUGUUGAUUGGAUUGGGAUUGAUAGCGUUCUUUACGGGAGGAAGUGGCGUCGGAAUAUGGGGGUGGCAGAAAUGGAAGAGUUGGGGAUAUACCCCAAUUCAAGAUGGUAAUGCGGGGGCGGCUGAACGCGAUUCUAUUGAUCCCGGUGAUGCGGAACGCGGUGAAGUGCCUCCUGUUCAAGAUGAUAAUGCGGGGGGCAGCUGA
Molecule: messenger RNA, 2511 nt
Organism: Ambispora leptoticha
Lineage: Eukaryota; Fungi; Glomeromycota; Glomeromycetes; Archaeosporales; Ambisporaceae
Source: the annotation of a GenBank genome assembly